Messenger RNA from Prunus mume (Japanese apricot), 1603 nucleotides. RefSeq lists its product as uncharacterized. The record is from RefSeq and is a predicted model, not a curated record. Lineage: Eukaryota; Viridiplantae; Streptophyta; Magnoliopsida; Rosales; Rosaceae.
UAUAUACUUCCACACACUUUCACCUUCUUUACAAUAAAUAUUUCCCAAUUCUCUCACCCAUUAAUCUUUAAUAAUUUUAUUAAUCUUUAAUAAUUUUCUUCUAAAAUUAGCCCAAAACCAGCUCAUAUACCUUACCACCCAAACACCCUCUCCAAAACAGAAAGGAAAAAAAACUGUACACUCUUUAUCAUGGCCUAGUCGAUAUCCCUACAUCAUACUCAACAACAUCCCCGAAUCCAAUUCAAUCCAAUGCUACCUUUCUUUCUCAGCCCUGUCUCAUUAUAUGCCAUCUACGUACGCCGUUGCUUCGCCGCCUCCGGCCUCUCGCAACAAACCCUACAACUCGACAAUGAGACCACCGUCCACUUCUGGGGUCCCAACCCCAAAUUUUCUCAAGCCACCCAGAAAAAGCCUUCCCUGGUUCUAAUCCACGGCUUCGGCCCCGUCGCCAUGUGGCAGUGGCGGAACCAAGUCCAGUUCCUCUCCCCCCGCUUCAACGUCUACGUCCCCGACCUCGUCUUCUUCGGCGACUCCACCACCACGUCAGCAGAGAGAAGCGAGGUCUUUCAGGCGGCCUCCGUGGCUAAGCUGAUGGAGAAGGCGGGCGUGGAGAGGUUCAGUGUCAUUGGGACGAGCUACGGCGGGUUUGUGGCGUACCACGUGGCGAGGAUGUGGCCGGAGAGAGUGGAGAAGGUGGUGAUUGCCAGCUCCGGGGUUAACAUGAGAAGAGGAGAUAACGAGAAGUUGCUGAGGAGGGCAAAGUUGGAAAAGAUUGAACAUCUCAUGCUGCCUGCGACGGCUGUGCAGUUGCAGACGUUGAUCGGUCUCGCUAUGUCCCGGCGUGUUAACGUCAUUCCUCGUUUUCUAUUGAAUGAUUUCGUGCAGAAAUUGUACUCAGAUAAAAGGAAGGAAAAGAUGGAGCUGCUAAAGGGACUCACACUUGGACGAGAUGACACACCAAACCUAUCUCCUCUUCCUAACAAGGAGGUUUUGAUCGUAUGGGGAGAUAAAGACCAGAUCUUUCCUUUGGAGAUGGCUACCGAACUCAAGGAGCUUCUUGGACCCAAAACAAGACUGGAAGUGAUAAAGAACACAUCGCAUGUACCCCAAGUUGAAAAUCCCAUACAAUUCAACAACAUUGUAGAAAGCUUCUUGUGCGACGACUCUUGAUCAGUGAUCACUAUCUUUUUUCUUUUCUAAUUAAUUGGGUCUUCAGUAUUUAAUUAAACUGUUAUAUAUGAUAUGUUUACCAGACCAAACCAAAAAUAAAUAAAAAAUAAAAAAUAUAGAUAUAUGCUUAACUUAACUGGCUCUUUUAUUUGUUUUUUGUUUUUUGUUUUAAUAAUUAAGUGAUGGCAUACGACAUGUCGUAUAGGUUGUUAAGUAAAUACUCGGGCUGCCAGCACGGAAACCCGCGUUUUGGACUGAAUAGAAGGUCCAGCAAACGUCGAAGCUGAAGGCAAUAGCUAGCCGACGUUUGUUUUGCCUCAAUGGAAUUGUAUUCAAUGAGCCCAACAACUUUUUUGGGCUACACCUUCGGCUCGCAGAUGUAUGAUUCCAUCAUUUUCUUUUGGGUCAAUAACGACAUUUUGGAUGAGAUAAA